Aegilops tauschii subsp. strangulata is the source of this 942-nucleotide messenger RNA. Its product is annotated as dynein 8 kDa light chain, flagellar outer arm. NCBI's taxonomy places the organism in Eukaryota, Viridiplantae, Streptophyta, Magnoliopsida, Poales, Poaceae. The record is from RefSeq and is a predicted model, not a curated record. Gene Ontology annotation, cellular component: cytoplasmic dynein complex. Gene Ontology annotation, molecular function: dynein intermediate chain binding. Gene Ontology annotation, biological process: microtubule-based process.
CUCCCACGAAUUCCAGGAGCGGCAACAAUCGCACUCACUCACCACCCCUUCUCUUCCGGGCAAGGCAAACCCCAAGAAACCCCAACCCAACCGGCCACCACCACCUCCCGUCCCGACCCCGAGACAGACACCUCCCACUCGCGGCCAUGCCCCCCUGCCACCGCCGCUGCUGACCUGACCACCCAGCCGUCCGCGCCGCGACCGGUCAACAUCUAUCUAGCCGGAACAUCCAUCUCAAGCAACAUGGACCCGGCCCAGGAGGAGCUCGAGCGCCGCAGCCGCUACCUCAGCUCGCUCGUCCGCCGCACCAGGCUCGACGACCCGCCCCAACCGGAGCCGGAGCCGGAGCCCAAGGUGGAGCGCAAACCGGCGGCGGAGCCCAGCGGCGGGGAGGGCAAGGCCGCUAAGCCGGAGACCAAGGAAAGGGAGGCGGCGAAGGUCAAAGGGGACGCCGCGAGCGGGGAGGGGAGGAAGGUGGCGGUGCGGGUGCGCGCGGCGGACAUGCCGCUGGCGCUGCAGCGGCGCGCGAUCUGGAUCGCCCGCGAGGUCGUCCUCUCCACGCCGCGCCUCGAGAGCAAGCGCCUCGCGCUCGCGCUCAAGAAGGAAUUCGACACGACAUACGGGCCUGCUUGGCACUGCAUCGUCGGCACAAGCUUUGGCUCCUACGUCACUCACUCCCUAGGAGGCUUCCUGUACUUCUCCGUCGACAAGGCGUACAUUCUUCUCUUCAGAACCGCUGUCGAGCCACUGAGUAAACCGUGAUGAGGCCUGGAACCUAUCUUCUCACACACAAGUGUAGAUUUAGCGCAAAUGUGUAAUUUAAACUGCUGUUUUAGGUGCUCGACGGCAGCAAGUGUAAGCAGCCGAGAAGGAGUAACAAACAUCCCUCUAUGACCUUUAAGUAUCUACGUAUGCUGCUGCUGAGUACUGCUGACCUGCGAA